Molecule: messenger RNA, 3623 nt
Organism: Lucilia cuprina (Australian sheep blowfly)
Lineage: Eukaryota; Metazoa; Arthropoda; Insecta; Diptera; Calliphoridae
Product: RNA exonuclease 1 homolog
Exons: 10
Coding region: 234-3233 (999 amino acids)
Cellular component (GO): nucleus
Molecular function (GO): nucleic acid binding; exonuclease activity
Source: RefSeq, a predicted model, not a curated record
ACAUUUUUAAAUCGUAAAUAAUAAAAUAAAAAUUUAAAAUAGUUUUAAAUUUGAAAAAAUGUAUAUAAUAAGCAUUCCUACUACUUUAAGCAACUGUGGGAAUUUACACUUUAUUUUCACAAUCCAAUGCUUGUGCGAAUUCUUUGUAUUUUAAUAUAAUAAUAUUCUAAAAGAAGACUUUUAAUAUUUUUUCAAUUAAAUAAAUUUAUUUUUUGUUAUAUUAAACGGGGGUUAUGUUACCCUCGACUGGUUUAUUUAAAAGUUAUGUAUGUCCUUAUUACGAUGGGACGGCCGCUACUAGCACACGUAAUGACAUUGAAACGGGGGUCACUGCGGCAGCUACAUGUCAUCGACCCUACUGUCAUUUCAGGCAUGUCCGGAAAGAAGUUGUAGAAAAGCAAGUAAUUGCACCAACAGCAGUAGUGCAACCAGCACCAGAAUAUAAGGCUACACCAAAACUUUUGGCAUUGCCUCUGCCAGAAUUAUCUCUACCAUCGGCGUUGAAAAAGAAAACAAAAUUGGAAUAUCAACCGGAAAAGCCUGCAAUUAACGCAUCACCUUCAAUAAAACGUAAAUCACUUGAUUCUGUGCCGGUGUAUAUUCCAGCACCGACUACGCAGCAACUUGAUGAGAACAGUCAAGGAAGUGCUAAUUUGGAUCUAGAUGAUUGUAAUGAUGAGUUGAACGAACUGACGGGCAUUAUUGAAAAUGAUAAUUCGGAGUUGGCAAAAUUUUCCGACAAUGAUGAAUCGUUGGACUGUAAUAGCAAGGAAAUAAAAAAAGAUGACUCCCUCAAAAAUAAAGAAGAACAAUUAAAGAAAUCCAGCAGCGGCAGUGAAAGUUCAGACAAAGAUAAACACAAACGGAGGGAUUCAUCAACAUCAUCUCAUUCUAGUAGCAGACACAAACACCACAAAUCGUCCUCUAGGUCAAAAGAAACGGCGGACUCGUCGAAAACCAAAAAGGAAGAUGAAAAACAUAAGGAGAGAGAUUCAAAACAACGCGAUAAAGAUCAUAAAUCAUCCUCUUCAAAACAUAAAUCCUCAUCAUCGUCAUCUUCAUCCCGUAAAUCGUCAACAAAGGAUAAAGAUAAUAAGGAAUCAAAAUCAAGGGCAUCCUCUUCAACUUCUUCUGAUAAAAAAUACAACUCUUCAUCUAACUCAUCCUCGAAAGCUUUAUCAUCUUCAAAGGCGUCCUCUUCAUCUUCUUCAAGUAAACAUUCUAGUAGCAAUAAGAAAUCUUCAAAAGAAUCAUCAUCUUCAAAUCUUAUGACUGAAAGUUCUGAUUUAAUAAUGGAAGAUACUUCCGCAAUAUUUGCUACUACAGAAGAGGAUAUUAUGAAAGAAUGUGAAAUGAUUUAUGAUCAAUUGGAACAAGAAUUUGCAUCACUUCAUCAGACUAAUGCAGCUAAUGAAAAUUCAAAAGUAGAAGCAGAAAAAGAAUCAUUGAAACGUAAAGCUUUGGAUGAAGAAGAUGCUUUAAAUGCUCCUAGCAAAAAACGGGUAGCAUAUGAAAAUGCUGAUAAAAAUAAAACUCAUAUGCCAGUUAUUGUACACAAACCAGAUCAUCGAAAGAAUGCUAUGCAGGCUAUUUUUGACCGCCAAGACGCUAUAAAACGCAAGCAUGAAGAGGAGGCUGCUGCAGCAGCAGCUGCAUUAAGGGAGGCUGAGGAAAAAGUUCGUGAGGCAAAUGAAGCCUUACGCAAAGUAAAAGAAAAAACGCUAACACCACUUGUACCAAAAUCCUAUUUAACGCCACCAUCAAAACCCAUAGGCCGCUCAAUGAUAGCCCCAGUGGCAAACAUUAUUGCGCUUGAACGGGCCAAGAAGAAGGUAGAAGAAUUAAGAGCAGAAAAAAGACCUGCAUUUACACCAGCACAAACCAGUAAGGCUGGAUCAAGAGUAGCUCACAAAAUCACAGAAAAAGCUACAGCAACUGAAGCAACUAAACAACCUAAACCACCAGUGCUGGAAGCAAAUUCAACCAAAAUUUCAUUCAACAUACGUAUGCAGUAUUAUGACAUGAUGGUUAAACAUUGCCUCGCCAUGUAUCCAAAUAUAGCUGAUGCUUGGGAAAGGGCUCAGACAGAAGAAUUGGCUGUUUUUAAAAAAUGCAAUACCCCAGUUAUUUAUAAAAGUAGUGCUAUGUUAGCUAUAAAUAAAUUAAGAAAAGAAGCAACAGAUUCUGGCAAUAAACCAUCAAAUGCUAAUAAACUAAUAUCACAUGAAGUGGUAUUAGCGGGUAAAUUAGCAAAUAAUACAUCAUGGAGUGUACAAAAGAAAAUCAAAAAUGAUGCCUCAGCAGGUGGUGAACCAUUUGAUAAAUUGCCAAGCGAUAAAGCAUACGAAAUGGUUUAUGAUUUGCGUUUAACAGGAGAGCAAUUAGUAGCAAAUGGUUAUCCCAGGUCAGGCAUGAAACCAGGCACAGCCAAAAUACAAUGUACGAAACCAAUGCGUAGGCCAAAUGAUACCGAACGCUAUUGCAGUCGUUGUGGUAAGGUUUUCAAUCUACAAAUGUACGAUGAAGUGUGUGUAGAUGAGUGUAAUUAUCAUCCCAAGGGUACUGGUUAUAGAAGAGGGUUUGCUGACAAUCAUCAUCGUUGCUGUCAACAACCAGCUGGUACACCCGGUUGCAGUUAUGCCAAUUAUCAUGUCACUGAUUUUGUUGAUAUGGAUAAUCUUACCGGUUAUGUGACCACUAUUGAUAAGGGCGAAUUGCCAGAUGGGACAGAGUAUGUACCAACAAAAAAGGAUAUUUAUGCUUUAGAUUGUGAAAUGUGUUAUACCACCCAUGGUAUUGAAUUGACACGUGUCACUGUUGUUGAUAUUAAUUCACGAACGGUCUAUGAUGCUUUAGUUAAGCCAGAUAACAAAAUUAUUGAUUAUAAUACUGUUUACUCUGGCAUUACCGAACAAAUGCUGUCGAAAGAAACUCGUACGUUACGUGAUGUUCAAGCAAUAUUAAUGUCCAUGUUUCACUCUAAAACUAUAUUGGUUGGUCAUAGUUUGGAAAGUGAUUUGAAAGCAUUAAAAUUAAUACAUGAUGUAGUAGUUGAUACCUCUGUACUGUUUCCACAUAAAAUGGGUCCACCAAAAAAACGGGCGCUUAAAACUUUAUGCAUAGAAAACUUAAAAAGAAUUAUACAAGAAAAUGAAGCCGGUCAUGACAGUGCCGAAGACGCUGAAGUCUGCAUACAAUUAGUAAAAUUUUACUUACGCAACAAAAUAAGUUGAGAUCUUUUCUCAAUUAUGUAUUUUGUUGUUGUAUAAUUCACAACUUAUUAAAGUUACCAAAUCCAUUAAAUCAAAACUUAAUCAAUGCAACGCAUUGCCUUUCAUAUUUUUGCGAACAAACUUAAAACAAAUUACCUUAAUAUUAAUUAACAAACUAUUUAGAAAUGUGCAUACAUAACUAUUUAAUUUUUAUUUGAAUUUUUUUUAGUUAAUUACAAUUUUUCUUUUGUAUUUUUAGUUAAAACUCCAUUUACAAUUGACAUUUAUUUUUUACAUUAGUUUUUAGUUGUCUUCGUAAUUUAUACGAAUGUCAAAAAGAGAUCUUUAAAAUUAAUUAGAUAAACCAUAAAUGAAUAAAUAAAUAAACAUUAAAAAAUGUUUAAAAUUAUA